UGUCUCCUUUUCCUCAUCUCCUUUCUUUUAUCUUUACCUUACCUCCCCUUUCCUUCCAUCUUUUCCCCUCACCCUCUCCUCGAUUUCUUUCUUUUUCUCAUCUCUUUUCUUCUAAUCAUCUCUUCUCUCGUCUUUCAUAUCUCCUCUCAUCUCCUUUCAUCUUAUUGUCUUCAUUUUCCUCUCGUCUCUCCUUCCUGCCUUCCUUUUCUCCUCCUCUCAUUCCAUUUCUUUCUCCUUCUUCUAUGUAAAACCUUCCUCCUUUUCUUUCUCCUUCCUCAUUUCCUGACCUUUAUCUAUACUCUCCAAUCCCACUUGUCAUCCUCUCCUACAAAGAUCUCUCUCUCCUCUCCACGCAUCUCUUACUCUUUCCUUUCAUCUCUCCUCCUCCUCCUCUUCCUCCUCCUCCUCUUCUCUCUUCCAGCGGUAGAGAGUCAGCGAACAGCGAGCGGCAGCAGCAGCGUCACUCAGCUCGGCAGCAACUCGCAUGAAAGUCGGGAGCUCUGCUUUUCUUUCUCCUGCAUCUUUGUUUUUUUCCUUCUUUAUUUUUGAAUUACCUUCUCAUUUUUGUUAAAUCUCUUCUUCCCAUUUUCUCAUCUCCUAUCCACUUUUCUUGUUUCUUUCCCUCCUGCCACAUUGAUCUUUUUCUCAGUGCAGCAGUAUGAGGGUGCCGUGCAUCCCGAACGGGGUUUCUGUCCUUGCUCCAACUAGAUCUUGUAGCCGUAUGCUUUUCUUUUUUCUUGUUGUUGCAUCUCAUUGGAGUAAGUAGGCCAGUCUCGUAGCUUUUACACAGUAUGUCAACCUGUGGGUUCCGAUGUGCUUGUGAGUGGAUAUUUUAAGGUGUGACUUUUAAAAAAUCCUACCCUAAAUCAUACAAAUCCCUCAUGCGGAGGCAAGAUGUGGUGUGGCACAUUGAGGAGUGUGUUUUGGAGGUGUAAUGUUAUGAAGUGUUUACUGUAGCUGAGAGGACUGGAGAUAUGCAUGUGUAAUUUUUGUUCUGUUUGCUUUAAAAAAUCUAAUAUUUGGAAGCUGGUUGCUUUUUUCCCUUUUUUUCCCUCAUUCCCUUUGCCAUUUUUGCACUUUAUUUCCUCACUGGUUGCCUCUUAGUGCGCCAAAUGCACAGGAGUUUUGAAAAAUGUGGAUCGUAACCGUUUAACCAGGAUGGACUUAUCGGAUGUAUUCACGCCUGUAAUGGCCACGAUGCCGGCCACUUUGCUGCCAAACUCUUCUUUGGAGAAUGUCAGCCAGGCGUCCCCUUCCUCGUCCAGAUCUCCUCCUCUACCUCCUCACUCGCAGGUGGCGUCCGUGCUCAUCGUGGUGGUGGUCACCGUCAUCAUCCUGGGUACCGUGGUGGGCAACGUUCUGGUGGUGGUGGCAGUGUUCACCAGCCGAGCCCUCAGGGCGCCUCAGAACCUCUUCCUGGUGUCUCUGGCCUCAGCGGACAUUCUGGUGGCGACGCUGGUCAUCCCCUUCUCUCUGGCCAAUGAGGUCAUGGGCUACUGGUACUUUGGUUCCACCUGGUGCUCCUUCUACCUGGCUCUGGACGUCCUGUUUUGCACUUCCUCCAUUGUCCACCUCUGUGCUAUCAGCCUCGACCGCUACUGGUCCGUCACUAAAGCCGUCAGCUACAACCGCAAACGGACACCCAAGCGGAUUAAAGCGAUGAUCAGCAUUGUGUGGCUCAUUUCUAUCGUCAUCUCGUCCCCGCCGCUCCUCAUGACCCAGAAGGAGAAGGACGUGGAGUUGGAGGACGAGAGCGACGCUCCGAUGCAGGAGUGUCUCCUCAUGAACCAGACGUGGUACAUCCUCUCCUCCUGCCUCGUGUCCUUCUUUGCACCAGGAGUCAUCAUGAUACUCGUUUACUGUAAGAUCUACCGCGUCGCCAAACAGCGAGCCUCCACCGUGUUCGUGGCGAAGAACGUGAUGGAGCGGCAGCCGUCACAGUCCGAGACCUGCUUUGUGGGCGCCGCCAGGACUUGCCAGUUAAAAGGAGCCCAGUACGAGUUGGACAGUCCACGGCCUGCGAACCGACACAGCUCCUCCAACGUGGACAGCAACAGCAGCGGCCAACGGAGAGAUGAGCUGGACGACAUCGACUUAGAGGAGAAGAGCUGUGAGGCAGACGUGAAAACAUCCUCCUCGUUUUCCUCGUCUCUGCGCUUCCCCAGGAGAGCCGCCAUUAGAGUGAAAACAGAGGAGGGGAAGGCCGAGGGAGCAGCAAACAGGUUGAAACCACCUCCUCCUCCUCCGUCCUGCGCCUCCAUAUCCUGGGCCUCCUCUGAACACUGCUCCAACCACUAUCUCCUCCCCUCGCCGGUGCCGCUCCGCAGCCGGCAGAUGUCUCUUUCCAAAAACAAAGUGGCACAAAUGAGGGAGAAGCGCUUCACAUUUGUUCUGGCUGUGGUGAUGGGCGUUUUUGUGCUCUGCUGGUUCCCAUUUUUCUUCACUUACAGCCUCCACGCUGUCUGCAGGGAGAACUGUGUCAUCCCCGACACGCUCUUCAACCUGUUUUUCUGGAUCGGAUACUGCAACAGCUGCCUGAACCCCAUCAUAUACACGAUUUUUAACCGAGACUUUAGGAGGGCCUUUAAGAAGAUUUUAUUCCAGACUCACAAACGGACUUAAGAUGAAAAUGUACGACCCUGUCACCCAAAAAUUACAUUUCCACACAACUAAACUGCACUCUCAUUUACAAUUUUUAAAAAGAACCAGAUUUUUUCCCUGAAAUGUAAGACUGCAAUGUCAUCACAAUACCAACCAUCCUUGCCUGAAUAAGUCGAUACCUAGAUGAUACCACAGACAAAAUCUGAAACAUCAGAUAAAGUAAUGGAAUAAUAGAUGACAGAAGAUGGGACUUUACAAUUAUAUGCAGUGAUUUGCAGUAAUUAUAAUGUCAUUGCAAGGCAGUGAAGGAUGUGAGAAAAAGCUGUGUAACAACAGAUAAAUUGUUGUACCACAGUGUGUUCAAACAUUUUUAUGUCCAACCAGAACUGGAGAAACUCUUCCGCAAAAGCAGUUCUUAGUGAAGGUUCAAUCCUUGCAGAAGUAAGUGCAGCAGCAAUUUAGUGCACAUUUUAGUCUUUAACUCUUUUAGCAGGAAUUCAGUUGGUCAGCACAGCUGGUGCUGACAGUGUGUCAGCACACUGUGAACACCUGAUUUAAAACAGUUUGCAAGCUAUGGAAAAGUUAGCAUUGCAAGUACAAAAGCUGUGUUUGCAUAUAGAUGAUGAUAGAAAUGGACUACCACAUUGGUAAGAUGGCUUAAAAGAUUAGAACAUAUGAAACAUUUGUCGCUGGUCUUUGCAAAUGACCUCCUUAAACUUGGAUGGUGACAAAAAAUUGUUUCAAAACGAAUCUCACAGACAGUUGACUUAUAUUUGAGGACAUGAUGUACUUUUGUUAUCUCUCACAUUCACUAACCUGUCGCUCUUUGAAUUCUUUGUAAAAGUCAGCAUGUCUGUCGGUGAGAGGCUUUACUAAGUUGGACGUUGCGACUCCAACAGUCUGCAUAGAUAAAACAUCCUUUGCAGACAGGCUUUGCGGUGUUUCACCCUCACUUUCAGCUAUGUAGGCGACAAUUCCUUAUUUUUUUGUGCGUUUGCCUUAUGGUGGCAGGAAUGUCUCACCACAACUACAAUCACACUGCCCUGCUGUGACACAUUGACAUUAAGCAUCGGAAACGCUGCUCUCAGCUAAACACUGCUGUUCAAAAAAGUACUGGUACUGUUAAAAUGGGAUCUAGUAUCAGUUUAAAUGGCAGAAUAUUACAGUACUUUUCUAGUAUCGGCAUAUUAUACUAGUGUAUUAACGCUAGCAGAAAAAGGCUUCCAAUUUGAAGGGGGCAGAAAGGGAAGCAGGAUGAAGACAUAAGGGGGCACAAGUAUGAAAGAGUCCACACCACAUAAUUCAGCUUCUGGAAGAGUCAAUGAACUGCUCCACAGGCAUCUGAAUGAAGUCCAGAAUCUGCGUAGAGUGACUUCACUUAUAAGAGCAAUAAUGCACAUGGUCUGCAGUAGUGUACAUGCAUGAAAACGUAGGUGUGACCUGCUGUGCAUGCAUGCAACGGAGUCUUCCAAGCAGGCUGACUAAGACCAGAAAAGAAGUAAAAUUUCAACAACUUUAAAUCUGUGGUGUCUACACCAGAAUAUAAUCAAGGCCUAAGUCAGCAAUAGCACCCAGGAGGCCGGGGUUUGUGCAUCUUGUAGUUAUUUUCCUUCACUCUUUGUUUAGAUUUAUGCACCAAAUUUACGUGGUUAAAUUCAGAAAAACAUCACGCUUUGGUUGACAUUUUAACAUAACUACAUGGUAGAAGCUUGGAUAUGUUUAUAAAUCAAUCUUAUGUGGUUAGGUUUGGGUAAGUAUCAUGGUUUAUAACUCUUCCUCAACCUCUAUGAAGCUUCUUUUACAUUUUCUGGGUAACCACAGUCACAUCUAAUAUAUGGUUGGUUAAAAAUGGGUGGCAGUGAAGCAAUGAAAUAAAUGACUAAGAUGUGUUAAAUUUUAGAAAACACGUUUUUCCUAAAGUGUAAUUGCAGUUUAGCUGUGUGGGAUUGUGAUUUUUGGGUGGACAGGGCUGGAAUGUAUGUGUUUGUGUGACACAGAAUGAAACACAAAUGUGCAGUUUUAACCCUGUUUUCCACUGUGCUGUCAUAUCGACAUUAAAGGGCUUGUCAUACA
Acanthochromis polyacanthus (spiny chromis) is the source of this 4674-nucleotide messenger RNA. Its product is annotated as alpha-2Db adrenergic receptor-like. Bases 1159 to 2622 code for a protein of 487 amino acids. The transcript has 2 exons. Lineage: Eukaryota; Metazoa; Chordata; Actinopteri; Pomacentridae. Gene Ontology annotation, cellular component: membrane. The record is from RefSeq and is a predicted model, not a curated record. Gene Ontology annotation, molecular function: alpha2-adrenergic receptor activity. Gene Ontology annotation, biological process: regulation of vasoconstriction; adenylate cyclase-activating adrenergic receptor signaling pathway; platelet activation.